Molecule: messenger RNA, 1051 nt
Organism: Pongo pygmaeus (Bornean orangutan)
Lineage: Eukaryota; Metazoa; Chordata; Mammalia; Primates; Hominidae
Product: bifunctional endo-1,4-beta-xylanase XylA-like
Exons: 2
Coding region: 17-721 (234 amino acids)
Source: RefSeq, a predicted model, not a curated record
UGUGGAAUGGAAUGCAAUGGAAUGCGGAAUAGAAUGGAAUGGAAUGGAAUGCACGGUCGAAUGUAAUGCGGAAUGGAAUGUGGAAUGCAAAGUGGAAUGCAAUGGAAUGGAAUGUGGAAUGGAAUGUGGAAUGGAAUGGAAUGUUAUACAAUAUGUAAUGGAAUGGAGUGGAAUGCCGAAUGGUACCUGGAAAGUAACGUGUAAUGGAACGUGGAAAGGAAAGUGGAAAGUAAUGGAAUGGAACAUUAAAUGGAAUGUGGAAUGGAAUGGAAUGGAAAGUGCAAUGGAAUGUGCGAUGGAAUGGAAUGGAAUGUGGAAUGGAAAGUGGAAUCGAUGGGAACGGAAUGUGGAAUGCCAUGGAAUGGAAUGUGAAAAGGAAUGUGGAAUGGAAUGUGGAACGGAAUGUGGAAUGGAACGUGGAAUGGAACGUCACAUGGAAUGGAAUGGAAAGUGUAAUAGAAAGUGGAAUGCAAUGGAAUGGAACGUGCAAUGGAAUGUGGAAUGGAAUGUGGAAUAUAAUGGUAAGGAAUGUGGAAUGAAAUGGAAUAGAAGGUGGAAUGGAAUGGAAUGGAAUAUCGAGUGUAACAUGAAAUGGAACGUCGAAUGGAAUGGAAUCGAACGUAUUUUGGAACGUGGAAUGGAAUGGAAUGGAACAUGGAAUGGAAAGUGGAAUGGAACGUGGAAAGGAUUGUGGAAUGAAAUGUGGAACGUAAUGGAAUGAAAUGUGGAAUGGAAUGUGGAAUGGAAUGGAAUGGAAAGUUGAACGGAAUGUGGAAUGGAAUGGAAUGCAAUGUGGAAUGGAAUUUUGAAUGGAAGGUGGAAUGGAAUGUGGAAUGGAAUGUGGAAUGGAACAGAAUGGAAUGUGGAAUGGAUUGUGGAAUGGAAAGGAAUUAAAUGUGGAAUGGAAUGUGGAAUGGAAUAUGCAAUGGAAUGGAAUGGAUUGUGGAAUGGUAUGGAAUGGAAUGUUAACCAAUGUGGCAUGAAUUGUGGAUAAGAACGGAAUGGAAUGGUAAGGAAUAUGCAAUGGAAUGGAUGGGAAUGUGGAAUUGAA